This is a messenger RNA of Pseudomyrmex gracilis, 1571 nucleotides long. RefSeq names its product electron transfer flavoprotein subunit beta (gene Etfb). The transcript has 4 exons. Gene Ontology annotation, molecular function: electron transfer activity. NCBI's taxonomy places the organism in Eukaryota, Metazoa, Arthropoda, Insecta, Hymenoptera, Formicidae. Bases 187 to 957 code for a protein of 256 amino acids. The record is from RefSeq and is a predicted model, not a curated record. Gene Ontology annotation, cellular component: cytosol.
CUUUAUGUUUACCCUUUGGACUUUGUUUACAUCUUACGAAAGUCUCCAUAUCAAUUUUUUUUAUUGAUAUCGAUUAAAGUGAUUGAACAAGAUAGGAGCGAGCAAUCUUUCAUUUUGCUGUUUUCGCGCUGAAUAAGAUUCUUUAGAUAUAAUAUUUUUUUUUUCGCAGAAAUAAAAAAAAGAAGAAUGGCACGGGUACUUGUCGGUGUAAAACGAGUAAUCGAUUAUGCAGUAAAGAUUCGUGUCAAGCCAGAUAAGUCUGGCGUAGUUACGGAUGGAAUCAAACAUUCGAUGAACCCUUUUGAUGAAAUAGCCAUAGAAGAGGCUGUGAGAAUGAAGGAAAAGAAAAUAGCCCAGGAGGUGAUCGCGGUCAGUUGCGGACCGUCGCAAUCUCAGGAUGUGCUCAGGACGGCACUGGCAAUGGGUGCGGAUCGUGGAAUUCAUGUGGAUGUGCCUGGUCCCGAGUAUCAGACGUUGCAGCCUGUGCAUGUCUCAAAAAUACUGGCUAAGAUAGCGCAGGAGGAGAAAGUAGAUUUAAUAAUAUUAGGAAAACAAGCAAUUGACGACGACAAUAAUCACACAGCACAAAUGACUGCCGGAGUUUUGGAUUGGCCAUCUGGAACAUUUUGCAGCAAAGUUGAAAAUAACAACGGUGAAUUGACCGUUACACGUGAAAUUGACGGUGGGUUGGAGGUCGUCAAAAUGAAGACUCCCGCGGUUCUGAGCGCUGAUCUUCGUCUGAAUGAGCCGCGCUACGCGACUCUGCCGAACAUCAUGAAGGCGAAGAAAAAACCUAUAAAGAAGAUCAGUCCGAAGGAUCUCGGUGUGGACUUAACGCCGAGAAUUAAAAUAAUCUCGGUGGAAGAUCCACCCGUGAGAGAGGCAGGUGCCAUUCUGCCGGAUGUGGACACUUUAAUUGCCAAGUUGAAGGAAGGUGGCCACAUUCCUUCAGCUUAACGAUUAAGGUUUCUGAAUACUUAAGUGCGAAGCUCAUGUGUUCACGGUGGCGCUAUAAAUUGUGCAAUAGGUUUUCACAUUAAGACCUGUAUGUCGUUGUGGAGCGGAGAGGUCCUUGGUGAGAUUUCUCUUUCCCUCGGAACCUAACCGUGCCAAACAAUCGCCGUAGUGCGAAAACCUACUAUAUCCUUGUACAUUGCACCCAAAUUUAUUCAAAAAACAGUGAACGAGAAGUUAGAAAAAAAGAUUUUUUUCUUGUGUGCAAUAAUCUUAAUACCUUGACUCUCACAUGUCUUUAAACACAUUUGAUAAAAGAUGUCACAUAUUUUGUCUUACUACUUCGACGAUUAGAUGUUAAGAGAGCGGUUGCUGGCAGCUGAAGAGCAACGGUAUACGAAAAGGAAAAUCCUCCAUUGUAACUUUCAUGUCCCGUGAUUCGCGAAUAAAUUGAGUGCAAUGUACAAAAUAAUGAACGAUUAUGUAGAUAAAAAUUUUUACCUUGCAUAUUUGUACCUUUGCAAAGAGAGACAAGUGUUAGAUAAUAUUACAUUUAAUAAAUACUGCAUCUAUAUUCUUUAUACACGUAUACAUACAAUACAUAUAUGCAAAAUAUA